Molecule: messenger RNA, 1046 nt
Organism: Columba livia (rock pigeon)
Lineage: Eukaryota; Metazoa; Chordata; Aves; Columbiformes; Columbidae
Gene: SNRPB2
Product: small nuclear ribonucleoprotein polypeptide B2
Exons: 7
Coding region: 134-814 (226 amino acids)
Biological process (GO): mRNA splicing, via spliceosome
Cellular component (GO): U1 snRNP
Molecular function (GO): U1 snRNA binding
Source: RefSeq, a predicted model, not a curated record
GCAUAUCGAUUGCUGCGGGAGCGGCUCUGCUGCUUGCGCUGCGUCCUCGCGCGCGCGGGGCAGGGCGGGAAGGGGCGGCCGCCAUCACGGCGGGAGGAGCUGAGCUGAGGCAGGCCUGCAGCCGCCGCCGAGGAUGGACAUCAGGCCGAACCACACCAUCUACAUCAACAACAUCAACGACAAGAUUAAGAAAGAAGAACUGAAGAGGUCCCUGUAUGCGUUAUUCUCACAGUUUGGUCAUGUGGUUGACAUUGUGGCUUUAAAGACUAUGAAGAUGAGAGGACAGGCCUUUGUUAUAUUUAAAGAACUUGGUUCAUCUACCAAUGCUUUGAGACAAUUACAAGGCUUUCCAUUUUAUGGGAAACCAAUGCGUAUUCAGUAUGCAAAAACAGACUCUGACAUAAUCUCUAAAAUGCGUGGUACUUUUGCCGAUAAGGAAAAAAGGAAGGAAAAGAAGAAGGCCAAGUCUCUGGAGCAGUCAGCAAAUGCGGCAAAUAAAAAGGUUAUCCAGGGAGCAACACCAAAUUCAGCCAGUGCCCCAGGGACUGCAGCACAGAAUCAACAGGUGCCUGAUAACCCACCAAACUAUAUCCUUUUCCUUAAUAACUUGCCUGAGGAAACAAAUGAGAUGAUGCUGUCCAUGUUAUUCAAUCAGUUUCCUGGAUUCAAAGAAGUGCGCUUAGUGCCUGGGCGCCAUGAUAUUGCAUUUGUGGAGUUUGAAAAUGAGAAUCAAGCAGGAGCUGCUCGAGAUGCCCUCCAAGGAUUCAAGAUUACUCCGUCUCAUGCAAUGAAAAUCACUUACGCGAAGAAAUAACCAUAUGCUCCUAUAAAGGACUUCUGUGGAUAGGGGUUGUUUUUUUCUAAUACGAUGGAUGAUACUUUGAUCAGCUACUGUGUUUGCUGUUCUCUGCAGAAAACUUAAGACUUGUGUAAGAUUGCCAGUAUGGCUGGGACAGAAGUAGGAUUUCCACAGAUCUACUGGAUAGUAAUUUUUUGUGUUGAAAUACUAAUUUUUAUAAAAUAAAUUUGGUUUAUGGUGUUUUCAA